ACCGAUUUAUGAGCUUGGUAUUUAUUGUAUUGUCCUUUCUGCCUGCUCACAGGAAUCCGAGGCUCGCAUCCAGCAGAUGAAGUCAGAAUGGCAAAGGAUGACGCAGGAGGCCAUCCAGGAGAGCUCUGAGAAGGAGCUGCGGCGGCUGGAGGACCAACUGGCAGGCCUGCGGCAGGAGCUGGCGGCCCUGGCGCUGAAGCAGAGCUCAGUGGCGGGUGAAGUGGGCCUGCUGCCCCAGCAGAUCCAGGCUGUGCGGGACGACGUGGAAUCUCAGUUCCCUGCCUGGAUCAGCCAGUUCCUCCUCCGAGGAGGCGGCACCCAUGCCGGGCUCCUCCAGAGAGAGGAGGUGCAAACCCAGCUGCAAGAGCUGGAGAGCAGGAUCUUUGCCCACGUGACAGAGAUGCAGGGCAGGUCGGCCAGGGAGACUGCAACCUCCCUGGGACUGACACUGCAGAAGGAAGGCAUGGUCGGGGUGACUGAGGAGCAGGUACACCGCAUUGUGAAGCAGGCCCUGCAGCGCUACAGCGAGGACCGCAUCGGCAUGGUGGACUACGCCCUGGAAUCAGGAGGGGCCAGUGUUAUCAGCACGCGCUGUUCUGAGACCUACGAGACCAAGACAGCCCUCCUCAGCCUCUUCGGCAUCCCCCUGUGGUACCACUCUCAGUCACCUCGAGUCAUCCUGCAGCCAGAUGUACACCCAGGCAACUGCUGGGCCUUCCAGGGGCCGCAGGGCUUUGCUGUGGUCCGCCUUUCUGCCCGUAUCCGCCCCACGGCUGUCACUUUAGAGCACGUGCCCAAGGCCUUGUCACCCAACAGCACCAUCUCCAGUGCCCCCAAGGACUUCGCCAUCUUU
Carlito syrichta (Philippine tarsier) is the source of this 853-nucleotide messenger RNA. RefSeq names its product SUN domain-containing protein 2-like. The annotation marks the transcript as partial. NCBI's taxonomy places the organism in Eukaryota, Metazoa, Chordata, Mammalia, Primates, Tarsiidae. The record is from RefSeq and is a predicted model, not a curated record. Gene Ontology annotation, cellular component: meiotic nuclear membrane microtubule tethering complex; nuclear envelope. The transcript has 6 exons. Gene Ontology annotation, biological process: nuclear envelope organization. Gene Ontology annotation, molecular function: protein-membrane adaptor activity.